Messenger RNA from Carassius gibelio (silver crucian carp), 1431 nucleotides. Its product is annotated as cystatin-like. The record is from RefSeq and is a predicted model, not a curated record. Bases 124 to 519 code for a protein of 131 amino acids. Gene Ontology annotation, molecular function: cysteine-type endopeptidase inhibitor activity. NCBI's taxonomy places the organism in Eukaryota, Metazoa, Chordata, Actinopteri, Cypriniformes, Cyprinidae. The transcript has 3 exons.
GUUAUGAUUGCCUCUUGCAAGACUUCAAACUGAGCCUCAAUCAAAAACAGCCACAAGAGAGUCUUCUACGUCACUCCUGAAGAACUUCAACCUGCGGGCGAAGGAAUAUUUCAUGUAUCAAACAUGUAUCUUAAGAUGAUUGUAUCGUUGUUGUUUUUUUUUGUUGUGUCUAGUGUGGCGAGCACUGGGAUUCCUGGAGCUCCUGUAAAUGCAGACAUUAACGAUAAAGAUGUUCAGAAAGCGUUACAGUUCGCUGUGGCCCAGUACAACAGACAAAGCAAUGAUGCGUUUGUGCGUAAUGUUUCAAAGGUCCUCAAGGUUCAACAGCAAGUUGUCGCUGGCACAAUUUACAUCUUUACUGUGAAGAUAGACAUCACCUACUGCAAAAAGGGUGGUGUGAAGACCAUGUGUGCACCUCCGAAGGAUCCCAAUGCUGCAAAGGCCAUUCAGUGCGACAUAACAGUCCUGAGCCAGCCGUGGUUAAAAUCCUUAAAAGUCACUAAAAACACCUGCAUGUAGAGCUUGUGACAAGUGCAGUUUGUGGCUUUUUAACAUUCAAGCAGCAAUAAAGUGUACUUUCUGUUGGUAAUGAACUUCAAGUCUUUAUUCUUGAUAAAAAUGGAAACCAUUCGUCCUGAGAAACUGUCAACCAAUAAGAAUGCUUAACACAAUUAUGUGUUCGCAGAGUCCGUUGCUCUGAAAAGCUACAGUUUGUAGAAAUGUCUGAAUUCUAAAAUGCAUGUUUCUUCGAUUCAUCCUUUUUCUAUUAAAACAUGAUUGAACAAUGUCUGUGCUCCAAGCCAGCACAUGGCCAACCUUCAACGAUGAAAGUUUUCCGCUAAAUGGAUCAGGUUAAACCCUUGUAAGCCAAGGUUUGUAGCUCUGUAUGCUGACGAAUGCAAAUGUUAAGUUUAUGUGAGACUCUGUUAAAUUUAAGCAUUUAAAGAUUGAAUGCAUAAUUUGAUAACUUAUUUAAUUUGUAUCUAAAUCAGCACUAUAGGCCAUCUGUCCUUAUCACUUUAAAUGACGAGUGACUUCCUGUACUUGCUGUACUUCAGCAUGAAAGUAAACUUGUUAAAAUGAUUUUAUAACAAAUCAAAAGAUGUGGGGUAAACCCUAUACGUUUGUUUUAAUGAAAAUGCUUGAUUAUCAAACCAGCAUUGUUCAAAGACUAUAAAUAUCCUUCAGCAGAGAUUGUGAAGGGCACUUGUAUUUUGAACUGUUUUUUUUUUUCUGAACUUGUGACUGUAAAUGAUGCUUACAGGGUUAAACAGUUAAUUCAGUAAUUUGUUCUAAACCAAUUUAGGUGCACUGAUUUCACUAAAUUCAAACAGCGUUUUCCACAACUAUUGAAGAGAAGUAAUAUCAUACAGGGUGUGUGUGCUCGUUCUUCAGUGAAACGCAUGCCUUUUACUGUUCUUUUAACCUCUA